UGGUGCUUGCAGGCGCAAACCGUGUGUAGAUGAAAGAGGCUGUGGACGAGUUGUCAGUUGGGUAAAGAAAGAGUUACUGAGCUCGAAGAAUUGACUCCUUGUUCACUAGUUAGUUAUUAAUAAAUAUAUUUUUCUUGAGCUAGUUCAGUCACGUUUCUGAUGGGUUUACUGACGAUUCUGAAGAAAAUGAAACGCAAAGAACGAGAGAUGCGAUUGCUGAUGUUGGGUCUCGACAAUGCCGGAAAAACAACUAUUAUGAAGAAGUUCAACGGAGAAGAUGUCAGCACUAUUUCUCCAACGCUGGGAUUUAACAUUAAAACACUUGAACACAGAGGGUUUAAACUGAACAUUUGGGAUGUUGGCGGUCAGAAAUCUCUACGCUCCUACUGGAGGAACUACUUUGAGAGCACAGAUGGCCUGGUGUGGGUCGUCGACAGUGCCGACAAACUACGUCUUGAGGACUGCAGGCGGGAGCUGAGUGCACUGCUGCUGGAAGAGCGGUUGGCCGGAGCCACCCUCCUGGUGUUUGCCAACAAACAGGAUUUGCCUGGAGCAUUGUCCAAAGAUGCUAUUAGAGAGGCCCUUGCGCUGGAUGAUAUAAAGACGCAUCACUGGUGCAUCAUUGGAUGCAGCGCUAUGACAGGGGAGAACCUGCUGACUGGUGUGGACUGGCUGCUUGAUGACAUUGCUGCCCAAAUAUUUACUGCAGACUAAUGUGCAAAGUUAUCCUGAUAUGAACUGAAAUGAAGAAAAAUCCCUUUACCGUGUCUGCCUAAAAACAUAACGUAUACUGCAAAUACUAACAAUAAACAGGCAUAUUAAAAAGUAUUCCUC
Molecule: messenger RNA, 834 nt
Organism: Scleropages formosus (Asian bonytongue)
Lineage: Eukaryota; Metazoa; Chordata; Actinopteri; Osteoglossiformes; Osteoglossidae
Gene: arl2
Product: ADP-ribosylation factor-like 2
Exons: 5
Coding region: 160-714 (184 amino acids)
Molecular function (GO): GTP binding; GTPase activity
Source: RefSeq, a predicted model, not a curated record